AGAGAAAUUGGGUUCCCACUGCUGAGCCGCCCACCGCCUGGAAGGAAAGACUGAGGUUCAGGAAACGAGGUCUGGAGCCCCCCUGACGCCGCCCCGAGCCUGAGGACACCAGAUUUCUUUGCUCGCGUCUGGGAAAGUGGCCCCGGCGUGGGGCGGGGCGAAGUCGCUGGAGCAGCAGGCUGGGGCCGCGAGGGAGGCGGCCAGAGCGCGGCGCGUGACGCAGGCGCCGGGCGGGGCGAGAGCUGACGGCGCCGCCGAGGCCGUAAGCUCCAGGCUGACACCGAGCUCAGGUCGCGCCGAGCGCUCCGCCCCGCGCCCAGAUCUCGGCCCAGGCAAGGGACGGGUUAACAUUACACGGAGGUUUCACUGAGAUCCAGAGAAGACCCCCAACAACUCCGAGGCUGGUGAGCAAACAGGUGCUGGUACCCACAGAUCCCACAGAACUCAACUGCUUUCUCAGCAACUUUGCAGUUUGAGGUGCUUGGUAGAGCAAUCUUCUUCAUAGUGCGCUCUUGGGAGAUGAAGACCUUAAGCAUCACACCUUUCAACCUGGAGAUUUCAUGUACUGGAAAAGAAACCUCGAGAAGGACUCUCUUCAACCUCACUGGAAAGGCCCCAUCAGGUACUGCUAACCUACCCUUGUGCCUCCAAACUUCAGAGAACAGACUCUUGGAUUCAUGUGACACAUCUAAGAAAGCACCAGACCCUAACUGGACCUGCACACCAUCUGGUGACCUGAAGGUAAAGAUUUCCUGGAUUUGAAGCAGAUGACAUCUGAUGAGACAGCUUGCCCAAGAUGUCUAGACAAGGCCUGUUAGAAGAUUUAGAAUUCACAGAAGUGUCUUUCUUUCAUCUGGACUAUAAAACUGACUCUGGAUUCUUAUCCAAAUUCAGUUUCUUGAAUUUUCAGCCUACAGUCUGUAUCAUUGAUAAAACAUCUGAUUCCAAACAGUUUCUUUUGAGGCCUGUGCGUGCAUCUCACCCCACCACGGCCAUGGCCCUGGUCAGCAUCAACCAGCUGCCCGAGAGCAUCCUGCUGGAGGUGUUCACGCACCUGCCCGCCCGCCAGCUGCUGCUGAACUGCCGCCCUGUCUGCAGCCUCUGGCGCGACCUCAUCGACCUUGUGUCCCUCUGGAAGCGCAAAUGCCUGCAUGAGGGCUACGCCACUGAGGACUGGGACCAGUCCGUGGCUGACUGGAAGGUCUUCUACUUUCUGUGCAGCCUCCGCAGGAACCUACUGCGCAACCCGUGUGCCGAAGAGGGUAUGAGAUCCUGGAAAAUCGACUCCAACGGAGGGGACCAGUGGAAGGUGGAGAGCCUCCCCGGGGCGCAUGGCACAGACUUCCCUGACCCCAAAGUCAAGAAGUACUUUGCCACGUCCUAUGAGAUGUGUCUCAAGUCCCAGCUGAUAGACCUCAAAGCCGAGGGCUACUGGGAGGAGCUACUGGACAAGUUCCGGCCGGACAUCGAGGUUAAGGACUGGUUCGCCGCCAGAGCAGACUGUGGCUGCACCUACCACAUCCGAGUACAGCUGGCCUCGGCCGACUACCUCGUCCUGGCCUCCUUCGAGCCCACGCCCAUGACCGUCCACCAGUGGAACGAUGCCAGGUGGACAGAGGUCUCCCACACCUUCUCGGAUUACCCUCCAGGUGUCCGCCACAUCCUCUUCCAGCACGGGGGCAAGGACACCCAGUUCUGGGCAGGCUGGUAUGGUCCCCGCGUCACCAACAGCAGCAUCGUCGUCAGCCACAGGAUGACCAGGAACCCGGCCCCCUCCGUGGCUCAGCCCUAGACCAUGCAGGGGCCAGAGGAGAGCUGGCAUCCUCAGACUUCGGGGAGCAUCAGAAUCACCAGGGAAUCGCUGGCCGUGCAGAUUCCCAGGUUCCCCCACCGGAGAGAGGCUGAGUCUGUAGAUCUGAGCUGGGCCGGGAGCCCCAGUGAUUUAACAAGCCCCAAACACCAGUUCUGAAACUGGAUCAAGGAUCCCCUCCCUUGAGAACCCCCAGUGAGCUGGUGGCUCUCCCUGCUCUCAGCACCAGGUGCCCAGGUGGGGCGAUGACAAGCGGGUGGCCACAGAGCUAGCGCACAGUGAGAGCCUACCGAUGCCAGGCGCUGCCGUAAGACGUGUAAUGAAUGCCCUGCCAUAGGCAACGCCCUCGCUCUCAUGGAACUCUGGUUUUCAGAGCCUCCCAGCGGUCUCCCUGCCCACCCUCCCACACCAGUCUCAUCUCACCUUGAUGACCUGGAUCUUCUCCAUGUUGCGAGUGGCAGCUUCUCUCGUGUGCACUAAGACUGUGAAGGUACAGCCUAAAGAGGCCAGAGUUUGGUCAAGCCAGGGCCACCCCAUGGCUGCCGCGUGGCACAGCCUCUUCCCACCUCCCUAGCUGGCUCAGCAGCCCCGCAAAGCAGAGUGUAAACCCAGUGCUCAGACAAGUCACAGUCAACAGGGAGACUAAAGCCCAGGUGGAGUCCAUCAGGGAAGCUUCCUGGAGGAGGUGGGCUUUCAGAAGGGUUCUAAAAGGCAGGGAGGAAGAGAGGAGGCUUGGUGCAGCCAAGUAGGGACCUGAGGACACAGACCAACACAGGUAGCCAUGGAAAAGCCCAGGGAAGAGGGGGUGGGAGUGAGCACACCUGGCGGGUUGUGGUCCAGGACGGCAUCACAUACACUGAUCUUCAGGAUGAAGGCUCGGAGCAGCUGCUCCACGUGAGAUAGCAGGGAGUCUGAGCUGGGAAGCAGAGAAGAGGAGGGUCUCCCAGCACAUGGGUGUCCCCCUCCCACCAGCAGGCAAGCAAGCCCGGAAGCAGCCCUGGGGGUGCAGUGUCCCCCUAGUGCUUCUGAGUGUAUUGACUUCUGAGGCCCUGGCUGCCUGUCUCUACACAGUUGACAUCAUCUGGGGAGUUUAAAACCAAAGCCGAGUCCCAUCCCAGGCUAAUUAAAGUCAGAAUGCGGGGGAGAAGGGGCACAGGGAACCCCAGUAGGUGGUUCUAAUGUGCAGCCCAGUCUGAGAACCGGGACACCAAGCCGGGAAGGGACAGGGCUUGCCCGAGGCCACAUAGCAAGUGGGGACAGAUUCUAGUGCCCUGACCUCACCACACGAAGCUGGCAGCUGACCAGCCCAACACACCCAUCCAAGGUCAACUUCUAGUUGACUAGGGACUGGAUGGAUGCUUGACUGGGAAGUCAGGAAACUGGGUCUGUGUCCUGGCUCUGGGUGACCAGGUCAAGAUCAUCUCUCGGGACCCUGGUUUCUCCAUCUAUAAAAUGAGGUUGGGGGCUUCCCUGGUGGCGCAGUGGUUGAGAAUCUGCCUGCCAAUGCAGGGGACACGGGUUUGAGCCCUGGUCUGGGAAGAUCCCACAUGCCGCGGAGCAACUAGGCCCGUGAGCCACAGUUACUGAGCCUGCGCGUCUGGAGCCUGUGCUCCGCGACAAGAGAGGCCGCGACAGUGAGAGGCCCGCGCACCGCAAUGAUGAGUGGCCCCCACUUGCCGCAACUAGAGAAAGCCCUCGCACAGAAACGAAGACCCAACACAGCCAAAAAUAAAUUAAUUAAUUAAUUUAAAAAAAUUUUUUUAAAUAAAAUAAAAUGAAAUGAGGUUGGGACUAGCCAUUCA
Balaenoptera ricei (Rice's whale) is the source of this 3612-nucleotide messenger RNA. RefSeq names its product F-box protein 6 (gene FBXO6). Gene Ontology annotation, biological process: glycoprotein catabolic process; SCF-dependent proteasomal ubiquitin-dependent protein catabolic process. Gene Ontology annotation, molecular function: protein binding; ubiquitin protein ligase activity. Lineage: Eukaryota; Metazoa; Chordata; Mammalia; Artiodactyla; Balaenopteridae. The record is from RefSeq and is a predicted model, not a curated record. Bases 797 to 1792 code for a protein of 331 amino acids. Gene Ontology annotation, cellular component: endoplasmic reticulum quality control compartment; SCF ubiquitin ligase complex; cytoplasm. The transcript is spliced from 9 exons.